Molecule: messenger RNA, 4327 nt
Organism: Trifolium pratense (red clover)
Lineage: Eukaryota; Viridiplantae; Streptophyta; Magnoliopsida; Fabales; Fabaceae
Product: myosin-6-like
Exons: 8
Coding region: 3277-3789 (170 amino acids)
Source: RefSeq, a predicted model, not a curated record
UGGGCAAAGAACAUGGAGCGUAAAGUUUUAAUUUGGUGAUCUCUAGUAAAUUCAUUUUGUUUCCAUAUAGUUUUUUUGAUAUAUCUUGUCAAACUAUUGAAAAUAAAAGAAUAUCAAAAUAUCCGUUUAUACAUUGCAGGGAGCUGAUUUCUGGAUAUCUGGAACAAUUUGAUAUUAUAAUAAAAACGAUGAUAGCUACAGAUGCAUAAUCAAAUUUCUUUGAUCAUUCGUUCUUUCUGAUUUUUAUUUUUGGGCUUUGAUUACAUUACACUCAAAUUGAACCGUGAACUUGUUUUUCUGCAGCAUGGUUUAUCAAAAUAAAAAAAAUGUCGAUCUUUCAUCAAGGCAUGGAGACCUCAAGUUUUGAUUUGCUUCUCUCUUUUUUAAUUAUUUUAGUUUUCAAUAACUCCAUCGCUUUUGAAUGCAUAUUUUCUUGAUAUUUUAUUUCCUUUGAUGUUGCAGGGAGGUAAUUUGUGAACACUGAUUCCUUCUGUUACUGGUUCUAUCUUUCUGUUGUUUGAUCUUCAUGUUUUGUAUUCUUAUUCUUUUCUGGUCUAUUGAUUUUGUUCUUGCUUAGACCGCCAUACAUGUGAAUUGAAAUAUGACACGCUGUUUUCUGCAGUGUAGUUUGUUUUGAAACAAUAACAUUCCAAGUAGCAUCAAGCCUCAGAAUUCUGACAGUGCAAAAGUUUACACGAUUCUAUGUUUGUCUGAUGAUUUGGUCGUCGGAAAAGUGGUCCGGGACUCUUCUGUGUUAGGAGGAAGCCAAAAUUGUGUCACCCAUCAUGUGCAGGCUUUAAUUGGGUUAUCUCUUCUAAGACUCUAUACAUUUCAGUCUACGUUGGAUACUUAGCAUCUACUUUUGUCAGUUUCAUUUAGUUUUCUGUGUGGGUGAAACAGGAGAUAAAUGUGUGGGGUGCCCGUGGAACAUUUUCAAAACAACGCAUGCAGAUACUUUUUUUGUGCUUUAGGAAUUUCGGUAUUACAUUUUCAAAACAACGCAUGCAGAUACUGCACGAACGAGUAGCUAAUCUAUGGCCUCCAGGUCAGUAUUAAUUUUGUUAGCAACCAAAUUUCAAACGACGUACAAUACCUAGGGUUUACUUCUUUUCGUUUUUUUUCCAAUUUGAAAUUGUGAGCUUUCCUGAUUUGGUUUGUGUGACCUAACUUUUGGUUUUAUGGUAUUGAAUUAAGAAAUUGUGGUAAGAAAUAUGUGUACAUUCCUUUCAUUCUUCCUGUAUGGUCUUCUUUUAUUGUGAAGAAAAAUAAGAUAUUUUACAUAAUCUGCUUGGGUAGGAAAAUCUAGAGCCAACAUAAUCUGAAAUUGUGAACCUGUUUUUCUGCAGCAUGGUUUUUCAAAAUAAAAAAAAAAUGUUAAUCUUUCAUUAAGGCAUGGAUACCGAGUUUUGAUUUGCUUCUUUCUUUUUUAAAUAUUUUAGUUUUCAAUAACUCCAUCGCUUUUGAAUGCAUAUUUUCUUGAUAUUUUAUUUCCUUCGAUGUUGCAGGAAGGUAAUUUGUGAACACUGAUUCCUUCUGUUACUAGUUCUAUCUUUCUUUUGUUUGAUAUUCAUGUUUUGUAUUCUUAUUCUUUUCUGGUCUUUUGAUUUUGUUCUGGCUUAGACCGCCAUACAUGUGAAUUGAAAUAUUACACGCUGUUUUUUGCAAUGUAGUUUGUUUUGAAGCAAUAACAUUCUAAGUAGCAUCAAGCCUCAGGUUUAUUUUGCUACCAUGUACUUGGGUUGUGAACUAUUUUUAUUUUCAUUUCUAUUCUUAUUGUCUAGUCGACUUACUUCUUUGUUCUAUGUUUGGCUUUUUUUUAUCUGAAUUCUGACAGUGCAAAAGUUUACAUGAUUCUUUAGGAGUUGGGAUAACUUGGUGGUCCUCUCUUUGUAAUGUUGGUUUAGAGAAUUAUGCAACUAUUCUUUCUUUCUUCUUGUUUAUUAUUUUACAACCUAUUUUUCACGGCGUAAUCGUUCUGUAAAUGUAUCAUGUGGUGUUGGCAGAGCAAGUUUUACAUGGGUUUGGUGUAUUACAAAAGUCGUCAUCUUUCUCAAUCACACUUCACCUUUUCAAUUUGCCGUCUAAAAGGGUUUUAUUUGUUUCCGAAUAAUCUUUCGUUGAUACAUGUAAUGGCAAAGAUAAAGAUAUAAGUCUGGAUGGAAAUUUGGUCAACUCUUCUAAGAAUCUUUACAUUUUAGUCUUUUUUUGAUAUUCAAUAUAUACUUUUGAUAGUUCCUUUGAGUUUUCUUUGUGGGUGUUACAGGGGAGAGAGCCUGUAAAUGUAUGGUUUACUGUGGAAGCCAUGGCAGCCAGAGGUUCAAAUACUUAGCUUGGGAUUUUGGACAGUGUCAGCGAUUACUGUGUAUAUGUAUCAGUAAUGUAAGUAUGAGUGAAGCAAGGAUGAGGAAUUCCUGGCAACUUAGUUUGGCACAAGAAUUUGCCAUUGGGUGUUGUUGAUUGAUGUGCUUUCAUUUUGGUUAUCUCUACUUUGACUAUGAAUUUUUCACGUUUCUUUGUAUUUUUUGAGGAUCUGGUUUUUUUUCUGCAGUAUGGUUUGUCAAAAUAAAAAAAAUGUUGAUCUUUCAUCAAGGCGUAGAGACCUCAAGUUUUGAUUUGCUUCUCUCUUUUGAAAAUAUUUUAGUUUUCAAUAACUCCAAUGCUUUCAAAUGCAUAUUUUCUUGAUAUUAUAUUUCCUUUGAUGUUGCAGGAAGGUAAUUUGUGAACACUGAUUCCUUCUGGUUCUAGGUCUAUCUUUCUUUUGUUUGAUCUUCAUGUUUUGCAAGAGAGCAUAUAUUUCUUGAUUUGUUAUUUCCUCUUUGGUUUUGCAAGAGAGGUAAUCGAUAAACACAAUUCCUUUUGGUUCUAUCUUCCUCUUGUUUGAUUACAUUGGCUCCUGAUGUUGUGGUCAGAUUUGGUUCUUCUGGCUGGUUUCGAUCUUGGAAUUUUCUGUUCAUAUUUUAAUGAUCUGCAGCUACUAAUGAAUCGUUUGGGUUUUUAAUUGAUUGCUCUUCCAAUUCUCGUUUGAUCACGUGCACUUUUUGAUAUAAUUUGUCAUUUGAAAAACACAGACUGACACACCUGUGAAAAAGUUUGGCACAGAGGCUGAUAGCAAAUUAAGGAGAUCAUAUAUUGUGAACGUCAACAUGUGUGUGCUUAAAUUUUACAUCUAAUACAUCUGCACUAUUGUUUCUUCUCCAACAAAGUUUAAAAUCCGGUGGUUCAAAUGACGCAACCCCAGUUAUAAAACCACCAAAUCCGACAUCCCUCUUUAGCAGAAUGACUAUAGGUUUUCGGUCAUCUCCUUCUGCCAACCUUCCUACCCCAUCGGAGGUUGUACGCAAAGUAGAGGCUAAGUAUCCUGAUUUGGUUUUCAAGCAACAGCUCACAGCCUAUGUGGAGAAAAUAUAUGGUAUCUUGCGGGACAACUUGAAGAAAGAGUUGGCAUCAUUUAUUUCGUUAUGUAUCCAGGCACCAAGAACAUCUAAGGGAGUCUUAAGAUCUGGCCGAUCUUUUAGUAAAGAUUCUCCCAUGGGUCAUUGGCAGAGUAUUAUUGAAUCCCUCAACACUAUUCUCUGUACUAUGAAAGAGAACUUUGUGCCUCCUGUCCUUGUCCAAAAGAUCUUCUCUCAAACAUUUUCAUAUAUUAACAUUCAACUCUUCAACAGUCUUCUUCUGCGGCGUGAUUGUUGUCCAUUCAGCAAUGGAGAAUAUGUGAAGGUUGAUUUAGCAGAAUUGGAGAUGUGGUGCUGCCAAGCAAAGGAGGAGUAUGCUGAGACAUCUUGGGAUUAGCUCAAGCACAUUAGACAAGCAGUUGGAUUCUUGGUUAGUGUUUCUAGUUUCAUAAUAUGGCACCAUUUAUCUUACUGAUGUUGUUACAAAAUUUUGAUAAUCAAUGUGGUUUACCAUGCGUCAUGUUUUGUUUCCACUUACUAAUUAAUGAUUAUCAAAGAUUAAAGAAUAAAGACUUGUCAUUUUAUAUCAUAGUUACAAAGAAUAAAGAUUAUCAGUAUUUGUCAUUUUUUUUAUAAUCGCUGCUACUAUUGAUUUGUACCAAUUGUUCUUCCAAAUAAAAGAAUAGUUUUUUUAUAUGAUUAGUCGAACUAUUAUAAAAUAAAAGAAUAUUAAGAUAUUCGUUUAUCCAUUUUACAGCGAGUUGAUUUUUGGAUAUCAGGAACAAUUUGAUAUUAUAAUAAAAUCGAUGAUAGCUACAGAUGCAUAAUCAAAUUUCUUUGAUCAUUCGUUCUUUUUUAUUUUUGGACUUUGAUUACAUUACACUCAAAUUGAAUCGUGAACCUGUUUUUCUGCAGCAUGGUUUAUCAAAAUAAAA